Molecule: messenger RNA, 1264 nt
Organism: Saprolegnia parasitica CBS 223.65
Lineage: Eukaryota; Oomycota; Saprolegniomycetes; Saprolegniales; Saprolegniaceae
Exons: 8
Coding region: 26-1264 (412 amino acids)
Source: RefSeq, a predicted model, not a curated record
CGGCCAGCGAACUAGUCGACGCAGCAUGGGCGAUGUCGUACGCAUCCUUGGUGGUCGACCGGACCCGCUCGAGCGCGGGCCGCCCAAGCGCGUCUCGCACUCGGUCGAGAACAUUGGCGAGCACGUCGCAGCGUCCAAGAAGCGAGCGUCGUGGAAGUUCACGCUCGGCGAAGCCGAUACGAUCCACGAAGUGACCUUGUUCCACUCGAUCAUGUCCAUGAAGAAGGUUGUCCACUUUGAUGGCCGCGAACAAUACAUGAGCAACACGAUGGCGCCUGGUGACUGGAGCGUCGUGCUUCUCCUCGAGAGCUCGAGCUCGGCCAUGGAGGUGCGCAUCAACGACAUUGAGGCCGGCGAUAUUCCCAAAUACGAUUUCCUCAUUGAUCGCGUGCCGUACCGGCGCAUGGACGUGUAUCGCCGAUCCAAAGCCAAGCCGGCGGCGCAUGUGUUUGGCGCGUCGACCGGGUACAGCAACACGCCCGAACCUCAUCAUGCGCCGCAGCACGACGCGGGCCUGCAACAUGGUCACUGGGGUCCGUCGGGAAUGACGCAAGAGACGAACCGACCGCCGUCGCCGCAAGAGUUGAAGCCCAAGCCCGUUGCGCCCAAGCAGGAAGUGAAUCUCCUUGAUACGUCGGCACCAGACGUGUCCGUCUCGGCCCAUGCAAUCGUGUUUGACCCCUUUGUGACGGGAGCGCCGCCGGCCAAGCCCGUGGCGCAAGCAACAGCGAGCGCCGACCUCAUGGGUCUCUUCUCCCAGCCAACACCUUCGCAGCAGCCGCAACCGAUCGGUGGAAGCAACUUUGGCCAGCCAGCCUUUGGUCAACCACUUCAGCCAGCCUUCGGCCAGCCUCCUCAGCCGGGCUUUGGCCAACCACUGCAGCCAGCCUAUGGCCAGGCUCUUCAGCCGGGCUUUGGCCAACCACCGAUGAGCAACUAUACGACGGCGCCCAUAAAUCGAGCACCUCCCAUGCAGCAAGGAUACCAAGGGUUUCCACCUACGCCAACCCCGACGCCUGGUUAUGGGUACCCUAAUGCGUACCCUCCGGCAGCACCCCAGCAGGCGUCGGGCUUUGCGUUUAUGCAAACGCCGCCACCGCCGGCCGCCUACGCGAAUGCGCCGCGACCUGCCAACUACCGGACGCCGCCGGCAAACUUGAGCAUCUCGAAUCUCAUGGACCCGCAUCACGUCAACAGCGCUGCGCCGCGCGGCCCCCCGAACGGCCAAAACAUCAACAUCAAUGCGUUUGCAGGCAUGCAUUAA